CAGGCCCGCCCUGGAUGUCCCUCUGCCCCCGGAGCAGGUGAGACGCGCCCCGAUCACCCCAUUUGUGACCCCAUUUUUUUUUUUUUUUUUUGCGUGGGUGCAAUUCCUGCCGCGUUACUCAACACCACAGAGGAACAUUGGGGUGCAAAACAUCGUUUGGGGUCCAGCCUGGGCGGACCGGCAGAAAUCGUUGGUGGAGAAAAUAAAAAAAAGCCCGUGUGGUUUUACAGCACCCACAGCUUACUAAGAGCAGUAAACGAGCUGUCAUUUCCUGACAGGGUGGCACUGGGGACAGUGUGGUGGCACAGGGGACACGUGGCUCACCCUCCUGCCCGCUCCAGCCACUCUGCUGUCCCUGCUCGGCUGCCAGCGGCUCACGGAGCAGAGGGAUCGUGCCGUGCCGUGCCGUGCCGUGCCACCGGCCGGGCAAAGGUCCUGCUGUGACCUCUGUCCCCAGCCCCACCCCGCGGCCGGCCAUGGAGCUGCUGGGGGCUCUGAGCCCCCCGGGGUGGCUCCUGCUGGCCCUGCUGCUGGCCCUGCUGCUCUGCGCCACGAGAAGAAGCCCCUGGGAUCCCCGCAAGUGUCCCACCGACCUGACGGGCAAGACGGUGAUUGUCACCGGAGCCAACAGCGGCAUCGGUAAAUGCGUGGCCACGGAGCUGGCACGCCGCAACGCCCGCACCAUCCUGGCGUGCCGGAGCCGGGAGCGGGGCCAGGCGGCCGUGGAGGAGAUCCGGGCGCUCACCGGGAACCCGGCGGUGCUGCUGAGGCUGCUGGACACCGGCUCGCUGGCCUCGGUGCGAGCCUUCGCCGGCGCCGUGCUGCGCGAGGAGCCGCGCCUCGACGUGCUGGUCAACAACGCCGGUGUCACCGGUUUGCCCUUCGCCAUCACGUCGGAGGGGUUGGAGCAAACCUUCGUCACCAACUACCUGGGCCCGUUCCUGCUCACCAACCUGCUCCUGGACCUCCUGAAGGCCUCGGCGCCCGCCAGAGUGGUCAACGUGUCGUCGUUCCGGCACAGCGUGGGCACGGCCGACAGCGGGUACCUGACGGGGCAGCGGCGCCCGGGCGGGCACGACGCCGCCUACAGCAGCACCAAGCUGAUGAACGUGCUCUUCACCGCCGAGCUGGCACGGCGCCUGCAGGGCACAGGGGUGACGGCCAACGCGCUGAGCCCCGGCGUGGUGAGCACCAGCAUCAUGCGCCACUUCAGCUGGGCCGUGCGGGCGCUCUUCGUCCUCCUCCGCCCCUUCAUGAAGGUGAGCGGGGCCGGGUCCUGCCCGUGCCGGGGGCAGCGGGGUGGGUGGGCGGGAGGUGCCAGACCCCUCCUCACCCCCGUUCCCCCGCAGUCGGCCGAGCAGGGCGCUGCCAGCACCAUCUUCUGCGCGGUCUCGGAGGAAGCCGAGGGCAUCAGCGGGAAAUACUUCGACAGCAGCUGCCGGCUGGCGCUGCCCUCGGAGGCCGCCCGCGACCCCGCGCUGGCACGGAAGCUCUGGGAGGCAUCGGAGCGGCUCACGGGGCUCACGGAGCAGGACUGA
This is a messenger RNA of Onychostruthus taczanowskii (white-rumped snowfinch), 1538 nucleotides long. Its product is annotated as retinol dehydrogenase 13-like. Bases 477 to 1538 code for a protein of 353 amino acids. The transcript is spliced from 5 exons. Lineage: Eukaryota; Metazoa; Chordata; Aves; Passeriformes; Passeridae. The record is from RefSeq and is a predicted model, not a curated record.